Messenger RNA from Helicoverpa zea (corn earworm), 2117 nucleotides. RefSeq lists its product as uncharacterized. Gene Ontology annotation, biological process: regulation of transcription by RNA polymerase II; developmental process. Gene Ontology annotation, molecular function: DNA-binding transcription factor activity, RNA polymerase II-specific; protein dimerization activity; RNA polymerase II transcription regulatory region sequence-specific DNA binding. The record is from RefSeq and is a predicted model, not a curated record. Bases 485 to 1285 code for a protein of 266 amino acids. The transcript has 8 exons. Lineage: Eukaryota; Metazoa; Arthropoda; Insecta; Lepidoptera; Noctuidae.
CUUUAUUAAUCACACAAUAAUGGUAUCGAUCGAUACUUAAUACAUUUUUAGUAUCCUCUUGCUAUCGAAAAACGACAAGGACUUACGCCCUUUUUCUACCAAUCUCAGCGCUCCCCAAUAAAUAAGCUCCGCCCACAUGUCCGAACAAAUUCUCGACUAAGAAAAACCGGCCAGUCACUAAAAAGGCGCGAAAUAGCAUGUCACUCGCCUGUCAAAAUGUUUGACAUUCGUUGAUGAUAUUAUUAAAUUUAUUAAUAUUAAAGUGUUACAAAAAUAUAUACAGUUAUUACCAUUGUUAUUGUUUAUUAAAUAAAGUGCUUGUGAAUAUUUUAAUUAAUUUAUUUAAAGUGAUAAUUAAUAAAAUUUAAUUAAAGUGGUGAAACAAUAAAUAAAGUUUUUUUUUUAAAUUAAAUAUUAGUGAUGUGUUUACAAAAUAGUUUGUGCAUUUUAGUGAUAAAUUAGUCGAUUUUUACGGUGCCGCUAAAUGUCAAGUUACGGUAGUAUGUCUCCUUCCGACGAAGGUUUUGACAGAUAUGAGGCUCCGUACUACUGCCAGCCGUCGCAUCAAGGUAGUCCAAUGGACGGUGGAGUGUACUGGCCGGCCGCCAACGGCGAGGCUCACGAGUUCGAUGCUCAGGACGUGUACGAUACCACACAUUACAUAGGAAGAGGUUACGGCUAUGAAGAAAUGCAGAUGGUCGGCAACGAGCCCUACGAUACGUAUCACCACAAUAUACAACAUAGUUUCCCGCCAAAUAAUACAGGUCUAGACUGUGACCUGCAAUCCCUCCCCCUCCGCUACGACCGGCCAGCGCCCCCCUCCUUCGUGAGGGUCGCCAAGCGAAGGACCACAGCCAACAAGAAGGAGAGGAGACGGACGCAGAGCAUCAACACUGCAUUCUCAGACCUCAGAGACUGUAUACCUAAUGUUCCUCCUGAUACCAAGCUUUCUAAGAUGGUGCGAAAGAGAUCGCAGAGCAUCAAUAACGCGUUCUCGAGUCUGAGACAGCAUAUACCCAAUGUUCUUCCCGACACUAAGAUGACAAAGAUCAAGACCCUGCGGCUGGCCACCUCGUACAUCUCCUACCUUCUGAAGGUGCUGGAGACGGAUGGAGAGCCCGCGGGGGGGUUCCGAGCUGAUCUGCAUCAUACUCCUCCUAGGAGACGGACUGGUGAAGGGAAUCAGCAAUCAUCAUCAGCAGAGAAGAGAGGCAAGGGCCGCACCGGCUGGCCGCAACAUGUGUGGGCUCUAGAACUCAAGAGCGAACAGAAUUUACAAAGUUAAUACUCAUUCACAUAGUACUAGCUGUUUCUGAAUGUUUUACUUGUUACAACUUUCUGCAAAAUCAAAAUCAAAAGUCAUCAUCUUCUGAGCCUUUUUCCCAACUAUGUUGGGGUCGGCUUCCAGUCUAACCGGAUGCAGCUGAGUACCAGUGCUUUACAAGAAGCGACUGCCCUGCCUGACCUCCUCAACCCAGUUACCCGGGCAACCCAAUACCCCUUGGUUGGUCAUCAAAAUCAAAAGUCGUCAAGUGCUAACGGCUGAACAGUUUUGAUUGAUUUUGAUGAAACUUGGCAGCACUAUAGAUUGUACUGUUUAUUUUUUACCCUCAAUAAUUUUGUACAUAAUAGGUAUACCUAUUACCUACAGUGCAAUGAUUAAUAAAAUAAAGAUAAAACCGCAAUAUGUAUUAAUCGUUUAAGUAUUUCUUUGCCAAAAUAAUUUUGUACAUAUAUACCUAGAGUGCAAUGAUAAAUAAAAUAAUAAAGCCUUCUUGCAUGAAAAAUCUCAACUAAUAAACUGAAAAGGUAUAAAUAAGACAACAACUUUUCUAUCUAUUGGUACCCCAAUUGCUAUUGAUCAAUUUGUUUCUGCUUUUUCAAUUUGUUUGUAGAGAUUUUUUAACGAUGAUAGUGAUAAUACUAAAAAAAAUACAGUUCAUACUAAGAUCCAUUUAUAAUUGUGACAAGUCGUAAUUUUAUUGAAAUGAUUAAAGUAAAUAUGAUAUUAUUGUAUCUAUUAAUUAAGUUAAUUUAAUUAUAAUUAUGAAUGUACUUAAUGCAACGUAUUAUACCAAAGACUUUAGUGCCAAAUAUAUCUCUAUGUAAAUACCGUU